Messenger RNA from Staurois parvus, 435 nucleotides. The record is from the annotation of a GenBank genome assembly. NCBI's taxonomy places the organism in Eukaryota, Metazoa, Chordata, Amphibia, Anura, Ranidae.
UUAGUGAUUUUUGUGAAUGUCACCUUUUGUCAUUUUCAAAUUUCCCGCCGCUCCGUCCUCCGUACGUCCCGACGCUCGCAGAGGACGGAACCCAGAUGACAGAUGCCGGCAUCCGCCGGAUUACAUUGCCGGGGACACUGCAGGAGGGACAUCGCAGAAGCGCAGGACAAGGUAAGUGACCGAGGGAUCACGGAGCAGCGCCGCAUGGUAAGCCCGAGUAUAGCUUGGGGUUUACUGCUUGUGGUACUGAAACUUUACCCAGAGCUACAUUCGGGAAUAUCACCAGGGAGGGAGAUGUAAGCCACAUGGGGUUUAUUUACUAAAGCAGGAGAGUGCAAAAUCAGGGGCACUUCUGCAUAGAAACCAAUUUGCUUCCAGGUUUUAUUUCCAAAGCUUGAGUGAACAAGUUGAAGUUAGAAGCUGAUUGGCUACCAU